UAAUGCCUCCGCCACGAACCACAUCAUUGAAUGUUGAUGUACCAGACUAUUCAAGACCGAAAAGCAGAAAUCAACUGAAAAUUUGAACAUCUCGGCUCGUGAUGGAUCUAAUAAUAAAGGGACUUAAUGGAGCUUCGAAAUCUCUGACUGUGGGCUACAACGCCACAGUUGGUGAACUGAAGCAGCUCAUUUCGCGGGACUUCAGCGUGUCACCUCCUCAGCAGAAACUUUCUGCGAAUAACGGUCACCGAAUCGACCUUGAAGACGAUUCCAAAACCCUCAGUAGUUACGGUUUGCACCCGGGAUCCACAGUGAUGCUGAUCAUCACGAACCCUAGACCUUUCCAGGUGUUCGUCAAGAACGAGAAAGGCUCCACGGGAACUUACGAGGUUGCCAUUGAUGAGACCGUCGAUCAGCUCAAAUGUAAGGUCUUCAACAAAGAAAGAGUCCCUGUGGAUCAACAGAGACUGAUUUAUAACGGUAGACAACUGGAGUCUGGAAAGAUGUUGCAAGAGUAUGACAUCACAUCUGAGAGCACUAUCCACAUGACUCUGCGGCUCCGAGGAGGUUAAUGGAGAAAAUCAACGCGAGAGGAUUUUUUGUUGUUGUUAUUUUGAUUGGUAGGCUACUGUUACAAUGAUUAAACUUGUCAAUGUAAUUAAAAUAGUCCUAUGAAAUGUGUCUGUUCAAUUAUAGAUGAAAAAACUCAAGCACUUUGUUAGUCGGUCUGGGUAAGAGUAUUUGCUGUAAAUGUAAAUGUAGUGUAAUUCAUUUUAAUUUAUAUCAUUUAUAAGUAGUAGCAGAGUGUUGAGUUAAAAUCUGUUUUGUGAAUUGUGGUGAUGCAACAACGUACAGCAUUAAUGCAUAGAAUAAAAACUAUUAUGUCUUCAUGGAUUCUAUAUAUUUGUACUUUUUAUGAAUUAUGUUUUAUCAUAUUUUGACUUGUAAAUAAAAUGAUAAA
Xyrauchen texanus (razorback sucker) is the source of this 961-nucleotide messenger RNA. Its product is annotated as polyubiquitin-like. The transcript is spliced from 2 exons. NCBI's taxonomy places the organism in Eukaryota, Metazoa, Chordata, Actinopteri, Cypriniformes, Catostomidae. Gene Ontology annotation, biological process: modification-dependent protein catabolic process; protein ubiquitination. Bases 102 to 572 code for a protein of 156 amino acids. The record is from RefSeq and is a predicted model, not a curated record. Gene Ontology annotation, cellular component: cytoplasm; nucleus. Gene Ontology annotation, molecular function: protein tag activity; ubiquitin protein ligase binding.